UCCUGGUGUACCGAGCGAGAGUGAAGUAUCACUGCAGCAAGCAAGCAAGAGUGCGCGAGUUUUCUGGGAACGUUUUUAGUCAUUCGCGGCGCGGCAUCGAGAGCUUAGUAGUGGUCGAGAAGUUAGUGCGGAGUGAGUGUUAUCGAACCAAAAGGGGUUGCUAGCAAAAUGGCGUCAAUACUGCGAAAAUCCGGCCUGGUUCUGGCCGAUUUGGCUGCCAAAUCAUCACCGAGGGUUUUGGGAAGUGCCAGCCAGAAGCGUCACCUGAAUGUGCAGGAGCAUGUGUCCUACACUUUCCUGAAUGAGGCUGGAAUUCCAACGCCCAAAUUCGGCGUGGCAAAUUCCGCUCAGGAUGCCGAGAAAAUCGCCAAGGGCCUCAACACCAAGAAUCUGGUCCUGAAGGCACAGGUGCUGGCCGGUGGCCGAGGAAAGGGCACCUUCAAGAAUGGCCUCAAGGGAGGCGUGCGAGUCGUUUUCUCGCCACAGGAAGCGCGGGAAAUCUCCGGCAAGAUGAUCAAGCAGCUGCUGGUGACGAAGCAAACCGGUGCUGCCGGACGUAUCUGCAACUCGGUCAUGGUGGCCGAACGUAAAUUCCCCCGCCGUGAGUUCUACUUCGCCGUCAUGAUGGAGCGUGCGUUUAACGGUCCUGUCCUGAUUGCUUCCUCUCAGGGUGGUGUAAACAUUGAAGAGGUGGCUGCCGAAAAUCCGGAUGCCAUCGUGUACGAACCCAUCGACAUCAAGAACGGUUUGCAGAAGGCCCAGGCUGUGGCGAUUGCCAAGAAAGUCGGUCUGGAAGAUCACGCCGAAGAAACAGCCAAAAUGCUACUAAACAUGUACGACCUGUUCGUCAAAAAGGAUGCCCUACUGAUCGAAAUCAAUCCCUAUGCCGAGGAUGCUGGUGAAACAUACUUUGCGCUGGACGCCAAGAUGCGGUUCGACGACAAUGCCGAAUUCCGCCAGAAGGACCUGUUCGCCAAGCGGGAUCUGUCCCAGGAGGACAGCAAGGAAGUCGAAGCGUCCAAGUUCGACCUGAACUACAUCGCCCUGGACGGUUCCAUCGGGUGUUUGGUGAACGGUGCCGGUUUGGCCAUGGCCACCAUGGACAUCAUCAAACUGCACGGUGGCGAUCCGGCCAACUUCCUGGACGUUGGUGGCGGUGCCAGCGUUAAGGCCGUCAAGGAAGCCUUCAGGAUCAUCACUUCGGACCCGAAGGUGCACGCCAUUUUGGUCAACAUUUUCGGCGGUAUUAUGCGGUGCGACGUCAUCGCCGAGGGUAUUAUUCAAGCUACCAAGGAGCUGAACAUCAAGAUGCCAAUCAUCGUGAGAUUACAGGGAACCAACGUGAACGAAGCUAAGGAACUGAUCAAAAAGUCCAAGCUGCGUAUCCUUCCCAAAGACGACCUGGACGAGGCCGCCAUGCUGUCCGUCCAUCUGGCACAGAUCGUCCACCUGGCCCGGGAGGCCCAUCUUGACGUGAGCUUUGAGCUGCCCGACAGUUACAUUCAGUAAUACACGAAAAAUAUUCUCCCUAGUGUUGUAGUCGAACAAGCAAACAAACAAGAAACCUAAUAGCGUAAUUUAUUUACAUACUACUAAAACUCUGGACGCUACCAUCGUUGUGGAUUAUUUCGUAUCCCAAAGUCAUUUGAUUCAACGAAUUAACCUAAAUUUUGCAGGAAUUAAUUUAAAAGUGCAAGACCUGUGUUCGAGGGUUCCGACCUGACCACAGCGUAGUUGAUAUCUCAAAUAUGUAGUUAGUUUUAUUCGUGCCUCGUAUGAUUAAUUUAUUUUUCAAGAGAAUCCUUAAACGUGUUACGUUUGUUUUCAGUUAACUAGUUAUUUAGUGAAGAAUUUCAUUUAUGAGGGUAAAAAAUGUUUCGGAAAUUUUACCGAUGUUCGGCAAACAUUUACCGAACUUUUAUACAUCUUUGUUUUCCUUCGCAAAAUCUUUGGGAGACUUUUGCCGAACUCAGGUAACUUUCUUACCGUAUUAUAAACGCAAAUUUUGGACACAUCACUUAUGUUUUUCCACUACCAGGAUAAUUUGAAAUCGGUUUCCGUCAGAGUAAUAUGCUGAAAUAAACUCGAUAGACUCAAUGUGUACUGCACCGCUGGAAGUACAGCCUAUUAUAUACCUAGUUGAAAUCGCACCUAACUAUUCUAUCGUCAGUGUUAUAUGGUAUACAACCAGCAAGAGAGAUAAGAACCUCCGACGUUUUAAUAAUCGACGAGCAAAUACAAAUUUCCUAAACAAUGAUUUACAAGGUGUUGCCACACAAUGCCAACUAAUGGAAUUAUCUGGUGCAAUGUUAUACCAAUGAAUCAAAAUUGACUGCAUACCUAUAUCCUUUCUCAUCAACGACUCGUUUAAAGACAAAAAUCCUAUCCCGACCCCUAACUUGGAAGGCGGUACACACGACACGAUCAUAUGGUGCGCGAUCCGAUCGAUCCAUCGCACAUUGGGCUCCCUAGCGACAUUGGAAGCUUAUUGCUGCGUAUAUACAUACAAUAAUGUGUUGUUUUUGAUAACUUAUUCAACUAAGCCACUGUGAGCAUUAAUCGAUAUCGUCAAGUUAGUGAAAUAAACGAACGUGGAAGAUUAAA
Aedes albopictus (Asian tiger mosquito) is the source of this 2604-nucleotide messenger RNA. RefSeq names its product succinate--CoA ligase [ADP-forming] subunit beta, mitochondrial (gene ScsbetaA). Gene Ontology annotation, biological process: tricarboxylic acid cycle; succinyl-CoA metabolic process. Gene Ontology annotation, molecular function: ATP binding; metal ion binding; succinate-CoA ligase (ADP-forming) activity. The coding region runs from base 169 to 1509 and encodes 446 amino acids. The transcript has 8 exons. Gene Ontology annotation, cellular component: succinate-CoA ligase complex; mitochondrion. The record is from RefSeq and is a predicted model, not a curated record. NCBI's taxonomy places the organism in Eukaryota, Metazoa, Arthropoda, Insecta, Diptera, Culicidae.